Molecule: messenger RNA, 381 nt
Organism: Penicillium verrucosum
Lineage: Eukaryota; Fungi; Ascomycota; Eurotiomycetes; Eurotiales; Aspergillaceae
Exons: 2
Coding region: 1-381 (126 amino acids)
Source: RefSeq, a predicted model, not a curated record
AUGUAUUCCGUGGGAUCCGCCAGUGACUAUGGAGCCCAAAUGCUCAGUCAUGACUUUAUCAAAAGACUCACACGAGAACUGGUGUUUAAUCUUGAUGGGCAGCGAGUAUAUGGCAUGACUUUCAGCAACUGGGUGUGCACGCAUCAUGUGAUUGGGGACCCUCCGUUUGCGCUGUCUCAUGUGGGCUACGGAGAGAUGGCGGUCGAGAGGGUCGAGAGGAGUGAGGAGGGGAGAGGAAGAAGAGAAGAGGUGGAAGGGUGGGAGGGGGCCUUUUAUACCCCCAACAACCCGUACCUUCCUAAAAUGGAUGGCCCUUUGCUCCUGCCUUUUUUUGUUUGUUCCUGCCUUUUUUACCUCUCUCGGGGUUGUUGUAGCAGGUGA